UAAAUCUGGCCAGAGGUAUUUCCGAUCAAUACUUUUCCAUGCUCAGGUCACGUUAGAUGAUUUGGUAUGGAAAAUACCAGUCAUAAAGACCCCAAGUGAGAAGUACUUUGAUGUAACCACCUCACACUUCUGGUUAAAAAAAGAAAAACAUUCCUCGAAAAGUACUCCAAUUCAAGCCCAGAUCACGCACAUCAAAACGACAGAAAAGCGGACAACCACAUUCAGUAUAAAAGGUUUGAUGAAGCGCUGACGUGUCACAAAGCUGCAGCAGAGCUGCUGCUUCAUGCUAUGCAACUGACGUCUGUGACCAAAGCUGUCGAAGCUUUGCGUCUGCAGUAUGACUAUCAUAAAAGACAAGAAGAUAUUGUGCAGGUGAAGAAAGUCCAGUUUGAAAUAAAAAAGAAAAUUAUGGAAUAUCGAAACCGCAGAACAAUGCAAAAAAAGACAACUCAAAAGGAGAAGAAGGAUAAGGACUUGCAAUGGGCCAUAUUCAAGACCAUGGAGGAGGCUGACUCCCUGUUGGGAUUGCUGCUGCCAAAGGAGGCACCAGAAGCAGAGGUGGCCACUGUGCCCGGAUUCAAGCGACCCAAAGACGAACAAACUGUCAUUGAGGAGCUGUACACACUAAACACACAGUUGAGGAUAUUCAUCACGCAGCUGUUGACAAAACUGGAGACAGCUGAGCGACAGUUGGAGGUGGCCAAGAUUCGACUGGAAGUGUACGAGAAUGCACCGCCGAAGAUCAUCGAUUUGCCACCCCUCGACAUGUCAGUCAGUGAGUCUCUGGAGGCUUCAAAGUACGAAUUUCCUGCCCCCACUUCCAAAGAGGAGCCCAAUACAGGCCAGGGUGAGAACUAGGCCUUGAGUAUUUUGUCACAAUGAGAGUAAAGUCUUGAUUAGUUUAGGUUAAUUUUUUUCAAAAGUUGUAGAUGAAGGAAAGUUCUUUAGCUCCAAUUGUGUGAUGCAAAUUUAAUGGGACGAUUAGACGACUUUUUUCGCCUCAAAAAUCUAGAUUUUUCUAGUUCUUAGGAACAGGAUAAUACAAGAAGCAGGAGUUUAACUCCAAGAAUUUCAGUUUGAUCUACAGUCGAAAUGCUUAAGUUGAAAGAAACGUCACUGUUACAAUCACUAUGUAUUUUAUAAAAAUAUUUUUGAAAUUACUAUAAAAUCAAACAGAACAACAGCUAUUAAAGAUCAACAUUGUUGUUCAACAAUGGCAGGCAUAAUUUGUCAGUAACCAAGUAUUUUUACCUCACAAAUUGUGUAUUUUACAGUAUGCAUUAACUAUUUUACAGUGUCUUAUUACAGUUGGGAGGAAGCCCAAAAUGUCCAUAAAACUGCUAUAGAUGCUACCAGAUUGAUUAAUAAAUAUAAUAUAACCUUUCAGAAAAUCUACGUACCUGAUAUUAAUUUACACUGAUUCAAGCAUCUUAAAUCAAAGCAAUGCUGUAUGUGUUUGAAAAUUUUUGUGUAAAAUUCACCACCAAUUUUAAUUAUUUUACAUUAAAAGAUUACUAGUUUGACAGAGAACAUUAUGUUUAUAUAUCCUUUGUACUUUCUAUUCUGUUAUUAUUGGUAAAUUAAGAUUUGACGUAGAAAAAACUAAUAGCAAGACUUAUUAAGUAAUUAUUUUUAAAAUGUAUUUUGCUGUACUCAUUUAACACAAUUAUUUGUUAGCAAAAAUGGACAAUUUAUAUAGUUCUUUUCUAUAAAUAAAGAAUAAUACGUGUAAGUGAGUCACCUCGAAUAUUUUAAUGUAUGGGAAAAGUUUUUUGCUAUACCUAGAAAUUGUAAUUAGGUUCAGUGAGUUUAUUUCCAGCAUUCUAAAUUUGAAGUAAAAUUUCCUAUUUGUCGGAAGUACUCAGCCAUUCGUUUUUGGAAUUGAUUAAAAUUAACCGAUGAUUACAUCAUCAAUGUCAGUUUCUUGGAAAUCUGAUAAGAUUGUCACAAAACACAUGGUUGUAAAUUCAUUGUGGAUAAUUCAGGAUCGUUUUUAAUUACUAAAAAUUAAGUUUAUAGCCUACCAUGAAACAAUCCAAUGAACAUAAAUGUCUUAUUAUAAGCAUGUUUCGAAGGUCCUGCACAGGAAUAUAUAACUCAAGUCAAGUGACUCUCAUACAACUCUAGUCGUAACUUGCACCUUGAGACAUACCUGUUCGCUGGAUUGUUAAACGGUAAGUCAUAAACCUAAUAUUUAGUCAUACAUGGUUGGUGCAAAUGUAAAAAAUUGUGGGGUGGCCUUUGUAUACUUAUCAUGUCUUGCUAAGAUCUUAUAACAUAGUAUUGAUUUAUAUAAUUUUUUUAUUUAAUAAAAUCUCACUAAAUGAGGUCAAACCCAUGAAUAAAGUUCGAUUGCAAAUAAAAUAAUCUUAUUUGCCAAAUAUUUUUACAUUGAUACUUUUAGUUGAACCUUUAUUUCAUCCUUUUUUAUCUCUUAUUGUAUUGUAUAAAGGACUUCUUAACAGGCUAUUAUUAAUUUUGUCAAAAAUUGUAUUUUUGUGAUACUUUGUAUAAACUGAACCAUAUCAUACAUUUCUCUUAGAAACAAGUGACUUGUAGAAGGAAAUAAUUUAAUUGAAUAACAAAUAAAGGUAUAUAAAUUAAUAUUGAUAAAUUAAUCUUAAUAAAUUUGUUCUAUAUUAAAAUUUUUGAUGUAACCUAAGGCAGUAAUUUUUCGUACGUCUUCAAUAUUUCGAAUGCUUUAUAUAAAGCAAUAACAUAAAACAGAAUAAAUUGUUACUAUUAAAGUGUUAGUUGUUUGCUAAAGAACUGUUGUGAUAUAUCUGUGUUAUUAUUUUGUGAUUUGAUAUAAAUAGCUCACAUGUUGACAGUGUAUUGUGUUAGUUUUAGCAGUAAUUAGAGUAAUAUGAACAAAAGUGGAUCGGUAAUUUCAGCAGCAUAUUCAGAUUUUAUAUAUUGAUUACAGUGUUAUCUCUCUUACUUUUGUAAUUACGUUAUUAUUGUGUAUAAUUAACUUUUUAUAUGUUAUAACAUUUACUUUGACAUUGGGCUAUUUUGAAAAUAAAAAAAUGUGUAUCCAGUAAA
Homalodisca vitripennis (glassy-winged sharpshooter) is the source of this 3045-nucleotide messenger RNA. Its product is annotated as nuclear receptor-binding factor 2-like. Gene Ontology annotation, biological process: autophagy. Bases 289 to 858 code for a protein of 189 amino acids. The transcript has 4 exons. NCBI's taxonomy places the organism in Eukaryota, Metazoa, Arthropoda, Insecta, Hemiptera, Cicadellidae. The record is from RefSeq and is a predicted model, not a curated record.